This is a messenger RNA of Trematosphaeria pertusa, 2195 nucleotides long. RefSeq lists its product as uncharacterized. The record is from RefSeq and is a predicted model, not a curated record. Gene Ontology annotation, biological process: maturation of SSU-rRNA from tricistronic rRNA transcript (SSU-rRNA, 5.8S rRNA, LSU-rRNA). The transcript is spliced from 4 exons. The coding region runs from base 55 to 2049 and encodes 664 amino acids. NCBI's taxonomy places the organism in Eukaryota, Fungi, Ascomycota, Dothideomycetes, Pleosporales, Trematosphaeriaceae. Gene Ontology annotation, cellular component: nucleolus; small-subunit processome.
AUUUUGGAGACAGCUUGUCUGCACAGCAACAUCAAAUCGCCACGACCUGUAACUAUGGGAAGGAAGAGGAAGGCGGGCGGACGCUACGGCGAGUCCAAGGCGCCAAAAGAAGAGAACUCGAAGCUCGCGAUCAACACCUACGAAGACGUCGCCGACUCCGAGGAUGAGUUCCAUAUCAAUCGCGACAAGAUACUGCUGGAGGAAGGUCCAGCAGCGAAAAGAUUGAGAAAAUGGAAGGAAGAAGACCAGUUUCUGCAACCUUCGGACGAAGAGGUACUCGAUUACAGUGGCAUCGAAGACGAUCACGAUGACGAGGAUGAGGAAGACGAAGAUGAAGACGAGGUAGACUACGGCGAAGUCGAUGAUGACGACGAAAUUGACGACAUCGGUACCGACAAGCGCAAACGAGAAGCCGAAGAAGAGGAUGAAGACCUUGGCGGAUGGGGUCCGUCGAAGAAGGACUACUACAAUGCGGAUGCUAUCGAGACGGAGCAAGAUGCGCUGGAUGAAGAGGCGGAAGCUCGGCGCCUUCAGAAGAAACAACUGCAAGCUAUGUCAGAGGCAGACUUUGGCUUUGACGAAGACGAGUGGUUAGAGCAGGAUGACGAAAAGACCACAGAGACAGAAAAUGUGGUCACGGAAGUGCUCCCACAACUCCGGAUCACGGACGAAAUGUCCGAGGAAGAGAGGCUCAAGAUAUUGAGGACGCGUUAUCCGGAGUUCGACUACAUCUCGAAGGAGUACUUGAGGUUACAGCCCCUACACGACGAACUGGCUGCCGCUGCCCAUGCAGCUGAACGGCUCAUCCAUGCACGGACUACAAAGGCAGAAAAGGCCAAUGGUGAACGGCGGCCGACGCCCAUGGCAGUGACCAAGUACAGAGCUUGCGCAGCUUAUCUAGCCGCAAUGGCAAUGUACUUCGCUAUUCUGGGCUCUACAGCGAGUGAAGAUGGCUCCCCUGUCAUCGCGAUGGAUCCCGCAGAGCUUCAUGAGCAUCCAGUCAUGGAAUGCCUUCUCAAAACUCAGAAGACGUGGACCAGACUCGAGAGUCUACCAGUUGCGGACCCUAUGGUCGAAGCUUCUAACGGCGGUGAUCUUUCGAUAAUCGACGAAGUAAGCCCUGCUCCGGAGGACGGUAUCAGAGACGCGGUUGCUUCUAAGCAAAAAGAGAAGAAAUUGAAGAAGAGCAAGUCCCAACGGGCAGCAGAGGCCGCCCAGGCUAAAUCCGAGGCACGUCGCGCAGAGAAGCUGCGCCAGACGGAACAGGAGCUCGCAACGCUCGCGUCACUUACUGAUAAAGCGACCCUCCGCAAGGCCACUAACAAGAAGGCCGAUCAACCCAAGGUCAACCUUUUCAAUCCAGACGACUCCGACUUCGGCGAAGAGACUGAGCUUACCGCUCAUGAACUCGCGGAAAAAGCUCGGAAGAAGAAGUCACUCCGCUUCUACACUUCCCAAAUUGCACAAAAGGCCAACAAACGCGACGCUGCUGGCCGAGACUACGGUGGAGAUGCUGAUGUACCUCACCGUGAGCGCCUGAAAGAUCGACAAGCCAGGCUCCAGGCAGCCGCAGAGAAGAGAGGCCAGAACGCAGACUCGGGCUCGGGCCCUGGCGCGCCUCUUGGCGAAGGCGGUGAGAGCUCAGGUGAUGAAGAUGCAGAAACACGUGGCUUCGAAGAUCAGGACGGUUAUUACGACUUGAUAGCCGCAAAGAGCCAUGCAAAGAAGCAGGCAAAGCUAGACCGUGCUGCUGCAUAUGCAUUGGCUGCAAAGGAAGGCGGAAUGGUUGUGCCGGAGGAGAUUAUUGGAGAGGAUGGACGCCGACAGAUCACGUAUGCUAUCGAGAAGAACAAAGGCUUGACGCCGCACCGGAAGAAGGCGCAGCGUAACCCUAGAGUAAAGAAGAAACUGAAGUACCAAGACAAGCAAAAGAAACUCCGCUCCAUGAAACCGGUGUUCGAUGCGACCAAACGCGCGAGCGGCAGUGCUGCCUACGGUGGUGAGAUGACCGGUAUCAAGAAGGGCUUGGUGCGGAGUAGGAAAUUGUAGUUAUUGGACCAAGGUUUAAGGGUGCACCAUAGCCUCGAAAUCUGAACAAUAUUGCCGCGGAGUAGUGCCAUUGCGGUUGUCGAUCGCGUUUCCUAAAGAUACCAUUUCCCUGCUUCUUUGAGCUGCUGACCUCAAGCUUGAUCAGA